This is a messenger RNA of Iphiclides podalirius (scarce swallowtail), 423 nucleotides long. NCBI's taxonomy places the organism in Eukaryota, Metazoa, Arthropoda, Insecta, Lepidoptera, Papilionidae. The record is from the annotation of a GenBank genome assembly.
AUGGACGUUUUUAGUCUUUUUGCGUACAUUUUUCUAUUUGGAUUACGAAACGUUAUUGAAGUUUGUGCAAGCACGUUGACGUUUCCUUUAAACGACGGCAAUAAAAUACCAGCCAUCGCCCUUGGUACCAGCUUAGGGCAUCUGUCUGAUGGUACCCGUGUACUGCCUGUGAACCAUUCCCUUGCUCGUGCUGUGCAAUGGGCGUUGAAUGCCGGUUACAAACACAUUGAUACGGCUACUUUAUACCGCGUAGAGGAUGAAGUGGGCUUGGGCAUUCGUAACUUUCUCAAUGCCACACGCGGCGAUCGCCGCGACAUAUACGUGACGACAAAGUUAUGGAACGACGCUCACGAAAAGGAGGACGUGAUACCAGCAUUAAGGAAGUCACUGCAGGAGCUUCAAUUGGAAACGUCGACUUGUACC